AUGCGGGUGACGGUGAGGCCAGCGGUGGAGCGGCAGCGUUUUAGCUUGUACUGGAAGGAGGUGAUGCAGACCGCGACGGACCUGCUCGAGCCGGUCGAGGUCGAGAUCGACGACGCUGGCACGGUGAAGGACCUCAGGGACGCGGUGGCCAGCAAGCUGGGGUGGCAGCCCGCCGGCGAGCUGCUGCGGCUCGAGGGCUUCACGGAGCCGUGGGAGAAGACGAUCUUCAAGGGCCGCCAGCUGAGCGACGAGACCCCUCUGGCGGAGGCCGGGGUCAAUUCAGGCGACACGGUGUCGCACGCCCGCAUCUGCCUCUACGCCGAGGGCUGGAAGCUCAAGGACAGCCUGGACGACGACGACUCGAGCGACGACGAGGACCUCGACUUCGACAUGUACCUCCACGCGGAGCCGGACGGCAAGUUGCGGCGCCGGGAGCUGUGA
Messenger RNA from Pedinophyceae sp. YPF-701, 441 nucleotides. NCBI's taxonomy places the organism in Eukaryota, Viridiplantae, Chlorophyta, Pedinophyceae. The record is from the annotation of a GenBank genome assembly.